Angiostrongylus costaricensis is the source of this 300-nucleotide messenger RNA. NCBI's taxonomy places the organism in Eukaryota, Metazoa, Nematoda, Chromadorea, Rhabditida, Metastrongylidae. The record is from the annotation of a GenBank genome assembly.
AUGAAAAGAAUGAUAAACGUGAAAGCGUUCGCACAACUCGUGAACAAAGACCGUUCAACCAACGAAGCAACAUCUAUUUCCUUUAAUGUGCUGAAGUCAAUGCAUGUUGUCACGAAUAUUUCACCGGACAAUCACAACUAUCGACAACAACUGUCCUGUACAAAACAGCAUCGCCGCUUGACUAUCUCUUAUUGGAGAGACGCUCCACUGGAGAAGAUCCGAUUCGACACGGAGACGAAGACACCACAUCCAGAAGACGAACCACAGUGGAUAAGCGACGCGGAUCAUCGGCUCCGAUGA